AUGCUUCGCAGAGCGGCGGCGACGGUCCCACGGCGAGUGGCGGCGGCGAAGUCUGCGAAUAUUUGCGUGCGGAACUUUUCAAUAUCAGCUCAAAGGAUGGCUGUGUUGAAGCCACUCGAAAAUCCCGUAUCUGCGGCUCUUCCGUCCGACACCUUUCAGCUCCUCCCAGAAUCGCAGAAAGCCGGGGCCGCAGAAGAUGCCCUCUACGACCAGCAGAUAAAGGAUGUGGAGGCAUGGUGGGCGAGUCCAAGAUAUGAGGGGAUAAAGAGGCCGUACUCGGCGGCAGAUGUUGUGUCGAAACGGGGGACCCAGCUGCAGUCAUACCCAAGCUCGGUCAUGGCGAGGAAGCUGUUCAAUUUGAUCAAGGAGAGGGAGGCAAAGGGAGAGCCAAUCCACACAAUGGGCGCCAUCGAUCCUGUACAAAUGACACAACAAGCACCGAACCAAGAAGUCCUCUACAUUUCCGGCUGGGCAUGCUCCUCCGUCCUCACAACCACAAACGAAGUUUCUCCCGACUUUGGCGACUACCCCUACAAUACCGUACCAAACCAAGUUCAGAGACUCGCUAAAGCACAAUCAAUGCACGACAGGAAACAUUGGGAUGCGCGGAGGAAGUUGGCUCCAGAGGAGAGAGCAAAGACACCAUACAUCGACUACCUACGGCCCAUCAUUGCAGAUGGAGAUACUGGACAUGGUGGACUGUCAGCAGUUUUGAAGCUUGCCAAGCUGUUUGCAGAGAAUGGAGCUGCGGCUGUACAUUUCGAAGAUCAGAUGCAUGGCGGGAAGAAGUGUGGGCAUCUUGCCGGAAAGGUUCUUGUACCCGUUGGAGAACAUAUCAAUCGUCUUGUCGCUGCACGAUUUCAAUGGGACGUUAUGGGAUCGGAGAACUUGGUCAUUGCAAGGACGGAUUCUGAGAGUGGAAAGCUUCUCAGCAGCGCCAUCGACGUUCGAGACCACGAAUUUAUACUUGGAGUCGCGGAGGAAGGCAUCGAACCUCUGGCCGAAACUUUACAGGGAAUGGAAAUGGCCGGAGCGACUGGUGCUGAAAUUGAUGCAUUCGAAGCACAAUGGGUCAAAAAUACCAAGCUGAUGACUUGCGACGAAGCUGUGGUCAAGCAAUUGAAGGCUUACGAGGUGUCAGAAGAGGACAUUUACAAUUACCAGACAACCACGAGUAACAACCGCGAUAUGUCGAUCACGAAGAGGAAGCAACUGGCAUCACAAUUCACAGACCAGCCUAUCUAUUUUAAUAUCGAUAUCCCUCGAACAAGAGAAGGCUUCUACCACUACCAGGCAGGCAUGAAAGCAGCCACAAAGCGAGCCAUCGAAUACGCUCCCUUCGCAGAUCUAUUAUGGGUCGAGACAGGCGAUCCAAGCGUCGCCAACGCAGCCCAAUUCUCAGGAGAAAUUCGUGAAAAUCACCCAGGAAAAGGGCUCGUCUACAACCUCUCACCAUCUUUCAACUGGAUGGGCCAUGGCUUCUCGCCCGAAACAUUGAAAUCCUUCAUAUGGGAUAUCGCCAAGCAUGGGUUCGUACUUCAACUUAUUUCUCUCGCUGGAUUACACAGCGGGGCUGUGAUCACGAAUGAAUUGAGCAAAGGAUUUAAGGAGGAUGGAAUGUUGGCUUAUGUCAAUCUUGUGCAAAAGAGAGAGAAGGAAUUAGGUGUUGAUGUUUUGACGCAUCAGAAGUGGAGCGGUGCGCAGUAUAUUGACGGAAUUCUGGGGUCGAUCCAGAGUGGAAGCAGCAGUACUAAGGGCAUGGGAGAAGGGAACACCGAGGGGCAAUUCUAG
Molecule: messenger RNA, 1791 nt
Organism: Hyaloscypha bicolor E
Lineage: Eukaryota; Fungi; Ascomycota; Leotiomycetes; Helotiales; Hyaloscyphaceae
Product: isocitrate lyase and phosphorylmutase
Exons: 2
Coding region: 1-1791 (596 amino acids)
Cellular component (GO): mitochondrial matrix
Molecular function (GO): isocitrate lyase activity; methylisocitrate lyase activity
Source: RefSeq, a predicted model, not a curated record